Thamnophis sirtalis is the source of this 2697-nucleotide messenger RNA. Lineage: Eukaryota; Metazoa; Chordata; Lepidosauria; Squamata; Natricidae. The record is from RefSeq and is a predicted model, not a curated record.
AUGCAAGAACUUCCAGUUACCAAACCUGUUUCUUAUCAACCAAGCCCUGUUCCAACAAAAUUUAAAGAACCUGGCUACAUCAUUGCAGAAGUACCAGACAGGAAACAUGAUUCUUAUAAACCAAGCCUGGUUCCACCAAAGUAUAAAGAACCCGACAACAUUAUGCCUGCAGUACCAGACAAGAAACAUGGUAGAGUGACUUUGUUUAACAUGCUUCUUUCUACCUCUGUUUCAACUGAGGAGGAUAAUUAUCUUCCUAAAGUCGUCACCACACCAGAUCUUCCAAUUACCAAAUCUGAAAAACGAAUAGAAAUAGACAUUCAAACCCAAAGACAUCAGACCAGGUACACCAAAAGUAUCUCUGAUGGUCCUCCACCGAGGAUUAAAAUUCAUCUAAGACCAUAUGUCUUAAUGUCUCUAGGCUUUGAUCAAGCAAAGCAAUAUGAUAUCUUUUAUACUCCAGCAGUUACCAACAAAUUGAUUCCACUUCCUGCUUCAACAAAGAUAUCUGUCACUGAUGGACAUCCAGUGGCAACAAUGGCUUCAAAAGAAAUAAAUCCUGUUCCAUCAAAGUCUAAAGAAUUCGACUAUACCAAACCAGAAGAACCAGACAGGAAAUUUGUUUCAACUGAUGAUGAUAAUUAUCUUCCUAAACUCUUGACUACAUCAGAAUUUCCAAUUACCAAACCUGCUGAAGAUGAUAAUUAUCUUCCUAAAGUUUUGACCACAUCAGAAUCCCCAAUCACCAAACCUGCUUCUCAUAAACCAAGGCCGAUUCCAACACAGCUUAAACAACCUGACAACAUCAUACCAGAAGUACCAGACAUGAAACAUGAUUCUUAUAAAGCAAGCCCGGUUCCGCCAAAGUAUAAACAACCUGACUACAUCAUGCCCGCACUACCAGACAAGAAACAUGUUUCAGCAAUGGAUGAUAAAUAUCUUCCUAAAGUCUUGACCACACCAGAUCUUCCAAUUACCAAAUCUGUUUCAACUGAGGGUGAUAAUUAUCUUCCUAAAGACUUUAACAAGCCAGAACUCCCAAUUUCCAAAUCUGUUUCAACUGAGGAUGAUAAUUAUCUUCCUAAAGUAUUGACCACACCAGAACUUCCAAUUACCAAAUCUGUUUCUUAUGAACCAAGCCCUGUUCCAUCAAAAUUUAAAGAACCUGGCUACAUCAUGCCAGAAGUACAAGACAGGAAACAUGUUUCAACUGAGGAUGAUAAUUAUCUUCCUAAAGUCUUGACCACGCCAGAGCUGCUACUUACCAAACCUGUUUCAACAAUAGAUGAUAAAUAUCUUCCUAAGGUCUUGACCACACCAGAUCUUCCAAUUACCAAACCUGUUUCUUAUGAACCCAGCCCUGUUCCAUCAAAAGUUAAACAACCUGGCUACAUCAUUACAGAAGUACCAGACAAGAAACAUGUUUCAACAAUAGAUGAUAAAUAUCUUCCUAAAGUCUUGACCACACCAGAUCUUCCAAUUACCAAACCUGUUUUGGAACCUAUUACGUUUAGCAAUGAACUUCCAAUAGUAGAUACAAAGGCCAAGCAUCAUGUUUCCAUCACUGAAACAACAAUCAGUCCACUGCUACUACCAAAAUCUGCUCCUAAGGAAACACAUCAAGUUCCAACCAGACCAAAAACUUCUUCCAGUCCUGAUACAACCCCAACCAAAUCCAAAAUUAUUCCAUUCUCUCAAGAUUUUAUUACAACUAUGGUGCCUGUUGCCCCUGAAAAGACAAAGGAAACACUUGAUCCAAAAGAAACACGACUUAUUCCUUCAAAACCCAAACCAUCUGACAAACAAGAAAGAAACAAGACUAAACCUGCUUCAUCUAAACUGAACAACAAAGUGACAGUCACCAAAACUCCACGUUUGAGAAAAGUUGUCCACAGAACAACACCAGCCCCUCCUAAAAUUAGAACACCAGGAAGACCGUCCAGGACUAAAAAACCAAGAGAUGAGAAAUUAACAAAUGAAGAUGUUACAAAGCCGCUCCCUCCAAGCUCUAGUACUAAGUCCAGUAUAUCAGUGGAUUCCACAGUUGCAAGAAAAAAACCAGAUCCAGCUACACUACCUGGUACUCCACGACCUCCUUUAGCUCCUGCCAGACCUACACCAAUACGAAGAAGACCUUUACCACCCAACAAUGUGACUGGUAAACCUGGCCGUUCAGGAAAUGUCUUGAUGCCACGAGCAUCUUCAUUUCUCACAACUUCUAUAGCAAAACCCACUUGGCCAAGUUCUCUUGUGAAAACAAAUUCACCUAAAAAGCUACCUACAGCAGCAGCUUCUCCAAAUUACAAUAAUCCAAUGUUCAGUUCUAUCCCUACAACCGAGACUGAUAUUGCAGGCACACCAAGGUAUACAGGUGACCAUGUGAAAUACCUUAAAAAAGAAGAUGAUGUACCUUGUUCUAUCACAGAUAGUAUGCAACACUUUUCAUCUGAUACAGAGGACAAUAGAGACAUAGCUACUAGUCCCCCCAAAAAACCUCCCACAAACCUCACUGUGGUGACUGUUGAGGGAUGUUCAUCUUUUGUGAUACUGGAUUGGAAGCCACCAGAAAAUGAAACUGUAACAGGAUAUAAAGUUGUAUCAACAGAAAAUGGAGGCACAGUUGGAAAAGAUACAUCCAUUAUAACCACAAAUCAAACCCAUUCUACAGUGGAAAAUCUGAAACCUAAUACAAGGUGA